Agrilus planipennis (emerald ash borer) is the source of this 2482-nucleotide messenger RNA. Its product is annotated as ankyrin-3. The transcript has 8 exons. NCBI's taxonomy places the organism in Eukaryota, Metazoa, Arthropoda, Insecta, Coleoptera, Buprestidae. Gene Ontology annotation, biological process: protein localization to ciliary inversin compartment; intracellular signal transduction. Gene Ontology annotation, cellular component: ciliary inversin compartment. The record is from RefSeq and is a predicted model, not a curated record. The coding region runs from base 387 to 2432 and encodes 681 amino acids. Gene Ontology annotation, molecular function: protein binding.
CCUAUGUUGGUAAUGGUAACUGUCAGUGUCAGCUUUAUAAAAUGUGUUGAAAGUAGAUGCUUGUGUAUUGAUUAUAAUUUAAGUGUAGUGCGCAGUUUAUAAAAUUAAUAUUCAAAUUUUAAAUAAAUUAGUAUCUAUGUAAUCUAAUGUAGUAAUACAUGUCGUCCACAAUUCUUCCAGUUUUGACGACUAAAAAACAUUUCCACAUCCACAAAUGCAUAACCUUCUUUGCACUUGACGUUUAUGGAAUAAUAGGAUAAGUUUCAUAAUUACAAUGUUUAUUUCCAAUAUAUUAAUGCAUAUCAGAAAAUUAUGUUGCAUCCUGAAUGAUAUUUAAAAUUAUCAAUUUGGGCAACAUACUCUGAUGCACAAACAAGGCUUUUAAAAUGGGAGGAUCUGUGAGUCAAGUGUUUCAAUCAGGAAGUGCGUUGUUAUCAACGGGGCAUGGUCAUAAAGUCACAGAAUCGACUAAACAAAAAAUUCAGACUGUAUUUGAUGCCCUCAGAGCCAAUCCAAAAAUCAGUGUUCAGAGAUUAGAGGGCCUAUUUCAGCAAAUUCCAAAGAAUGAGAACAUUCUGACAGUUCAUAAUGAUUCAGGGUAUAAUUUGUUGCAAAUAUGUGUAGGAGCAAAUAAUGUUGAAUUAGUUAGAUGGCUUUUACAAAGACAUAAUGCAAAUGAUAUAAACAGAUGUCCUUGUAGCCUUCCAUUACAUAUAGCAUGCCUUAAAGGUUAUGACGAAUGUGUCGAACUAUUACUAAAACAUGGGGCCAAGGUUGAUGUGGAAGCUCGCAUGUGCUGGCCAGGGCCCCAUAGUAGUAAUUGUGAAGAGAGGGGAAAAUAUUCAAGCAAUAUUCAACAAGAUGAAAAUUGUAUAGAAAGGGAUAGAGACAGGACACCCAGUAAGCUGCAGUCUGCCAUUUAUUACGCCCUUGAUGGAGAUCAAGUAAAUAUUCUAACAAUGUUAGCUCAACGAAGUGAAGAUCCCUGGAAUGGAAUAUUUCGAAGUAGAAAGCCUUUAUUACAUUCUGCAUGUGAAAGAGGUGCAUGGAGAUGCACACAAUUUUUAGUUACAGUUAGAGCAGAUGAAAUUCACAUUCUUAAAGACGAGUAUUAUCCAAUUCACCAUGCAGUACUACAUGACAGUAAAUUUUUAGAAUUAUUAAUAAGUGCAGGUGCAGAUACAACAGUACGGACAUGUACACAGCAAAUGACUCUCUUGCAUGUAGUUCUUUUAGUUGCACAUAAAUCUGCCGAAGACACGAUAUCCACCAUACGAAUCCUGUUAGAUCACGGUUGCAAAGAAUUAAUUAAUACUCCAGACACCUUGGGUAAUACCCCAUUGCAUGCACUAAUAGUUCGUUACGCACUUGAAGAGGCGAGAUACGGCUAUGAAAAGUGGAAUAAAUGGGAUGUGCUGCACCUUGUGCGAUAUUUGAUACAAUCAGGAGCACGACAAUCUAUAAAUCACGCGGGAAAUUCGGCGCUAGCGUGUGUGCUGAGGCACGUAAGGGAUUGGGACACAUGUUACGAGCUUCUGAACAUGUUACUGCAUGAAGGAGGAGAACCUAAUAUGGUCGGUCGCGAUGGAUCGGUCCCAAUUAUGAUUUGUUUAGUACCACUCAUCAAUAAGGACCCGCUGCAUCAUUUUACACACAAUAUGAAGGUUUGCUAUUUAAACUGCAUAAGAAUACUUUUGAAGUAUGGAGCGAACCCGAAUUGUAGCUACAGACUUAUAAACUUGACGCCGUUGCACGUUCUGGUAUUUACAGUGUCGGAAAAUAUUACACUUAACUGUGACGUUCAAAAGCAGUUGAAUUUCGAAUUCAUUCAGAAUCUUUUAAUAUUGCUGCUCACCCAUGGUCUCGACCCGAACGUUCGAGUUAGCAGCAGAACACAGCACAUCUUGCAGUCGUGCAUGGACAUGAUACAGAACGUUCGCGAUUGCAAAGACAUCCAUUAUGUGUACGAUUUGACCCUUACACUUAUUCAGUAUGGUGCCAAUCCCGAUCUGAGUCUCAACAUGUCAGAAGCAAUCAAUAAAUACUCGUUACAACGGUCCCAAUCAUUAUGGAAGACCAAAAAUUACAUCCUCUACUAUUACAUUAUGUUGGUAUCGCGGAAAGAGAACAUUAUCACAGAUCCUAAUAUGUCAUUCGCCAAAAUAAUUAUGCUUUUCUACCUUGUAAUGCAACAUAAACCGCUAUUCGAAUGCCUGAAAAUUUUGCACACCCAACAGCUCAGUUUGGUACCAGGGAAGACCACGGAACCCUUGACCUUUAUCAUUCGAGACCUGUUCAAAAGACCAAGAACUUUGAAACAGAUAUGUCGAGUGAAAAUACACAACUGUCUGGGCCGUCGUCCGGGACUCUAUAUAAACAAGCUGAACCUCCCUAAUCCUCUCAAAGACUACCUUUUAAAUUUUGAACCAUGAAUUGUAAAUAAUUUUUGUUUAAAGUACAAAGUUACACGUAUGUUAAAAUU